Podospora anserina S mat+ is the source of this 327-nucleotide messenger RNA. RefSeq lists its product as uncharacterized. The transcript is spliced from 4 exons. NCBI's taxonomy places the organism in Eukaryota, Fungi, Ascomycota, Sordariomycetes, Sordariales, Podosporaceae. The record is from RefSeq and is a predicted model, not a curated record. Gene Ontology annotation, molecular function: heme binding; electron transfer activity. Gene Ontology annotation, biological process: mitochondrial electron transport, ubiquinol to cytochrome c; mitochondrial electron transport, cytochrome c to oxygen. Gene Ontology annotation, cellular component: mitochondrial intermembrane space. The coding region runs from base 1 to 327 and encodes 108 amino acids.
AUGCCUGUCGGAGCCGGUGAUUCCAAGAAGGGUGCCAACCUCUUCAAGACCCGUUGCGCUCAGUGCCACACCCUUGAGGCUGGCGGCGGCAACAAGAUCGGUCCUGCGCUCCACGGCCUUUUCGGACGCAAGUCUGGUACCGUUGAGGGCUACGCCUACACCGAUGCCAACAAGCAGAAGGGUGUUGUCUGGGAUGACCAGACCCUCUUCGACUACCUCGAGAACCCCAAGAAGUACAUCCCCGGCACCAAGAUGGCUUUCGGUGGUCUCAAGAAGGACAAGGACAGAAAUGACCUCAUCACUUUCCUCAAGGAGUCUACCGCUUAA